AUGAUCUUCGUGGCGCUGUACGUUGACGAUUUAGUCAUCGCAAGUAACAACUUCGAGCUGAUACAAUCAACUAAGCAGGCGCUAAGUGAACGCUUCGACAUGACUGACCUGGGCGACCUCAAGUACUUCCUCGGGAUAGAAAUUGAUCAAGACCUCUCAGCCGGCACGAUUUCAGUCCGUCAGUCCAAAUUUGCAAAAGAUAUUCUCGAGAAGUUUGGCAUGGAAAACAGCAAUCCUGUCAAGACUCCACAAGAACCUGGACUCAAGUUGACAAGGUCAAUGUGUGCAGAUGGGUGCAAGCAUGCGGAAACAAUGGCAAAUGUGCCAUACCGCAACGCCAUCGGCUGUUUGAUGUAUCUCAUGGUGGGGACCCGCCCGGAUAUCGCAGUUGCAGUGGGAGUUCUCAGUCAGUUCGCGGCAGAACCUUGUCCAACCCAUUGGCAAGCGCUUAAGCGGGUGUUCCGUUAUAUUCAAGGCACAAGGACGUAUGGAAUUGAAUUCCAAGCAACCAGUGAUGACAAGCUGCAAGGCUACUCGGACGCGGACUGGGCUGGAGAUGUCGAGGCUAGACGAAGCACAAGCGGGUACGCCUUUGUGAUGAACAACGGAUGCAUUAGCUGGAGAAGCAAGAAACAGAGCACCGUGGCUCUAUCGUCUACAGAAGCCGAGUACAUGGCUUUGACUGAAGCUGCACAAGAAGCAAUUUGGCUUAAGGCAUUCUUACAUGAACUCGGCGAGAUGAAUAGCGACGAAGCAGUCAAGAUCUACGAAGACAAUCAAGGUUCCAUCGCUUUGGCCAAGAACCCCGAGUUUCACAAGCGGACCAAGCACAUCGACAUUCGUUAUCACUUUGUGCGUGAAAAGGUGGCAGAAGGAAAAGUGGUCCUGGAAUACUGCUCGACCAAGGACAUGAAGGCUGACCUAAUGACCAAGCCAAUUCCUGCAUCACAGUUCCAGUGUCUUCGAAGUAUGUUGGGCAUCAAGGCGCCACGGUCUGCCGAGGCGAGUGGGAGUGUUGCAAAACAAACGCUUCGGCAGGCUGAUUUUGUAAGAUGCACGUAG
Peronospora matthiolae is the source of this 1062-nucleotide messenger RNA. Lineage: Eukaryota; Oomycota; Peronosporomycetes; Peronosporales; Peronosporaceae. The record is from the annotation of a GenBank genome assembly.